Ochotona curzoniae (black-lipped pika) is the source of this 1236-nucleotide messenger RNA. RefSeq names its product basic proline-rich protein-like. Bases 1 to 1236 code for a protein of 411 amino acids. The record is from RefSeq and is a predicted model, not a curated record. Lineage: Eukaryota; Metazoa; Chordata; Mammalia; Lagomorpha; Ochotonidae. The transcript has 8 exons.
AUGAGGUUCCGAGGCCCCGGGCCGCCCAGCCCCGUGCGCGGGAUCAAUAUUGAUCCGGCCCUGGGAGGCGGAGGCGGAGGCGGCGGCGGCGGCUCCGCGCCAGCACGUGUGCGCCCGCACCCCUUCUCCCGAGCCCUAGAACCGCAGACCCCGCCCCCUGACUCGCCGGGACCCUCCUUCGUCUCAAGCUUCCGGCCGGCCCCUUUUCCCGAGAGCUCGGACCCCGGCCCGGGGCUCCGCCGCCGGGAACCGGCGCCCGCGGGAGCCGCCUGCUGGGGCGCGGGGGCCGCCUACGCCCCCGCGGUGCCCUCGCCGCCGCAACAGUUGUCCCGGUUCCGGGGGCCGCCGGGACUCGGGGGGCUCCGGGGUUCCGGGGCCGGCGCCCGGAAGGGGCCCGCUCCUAGGCGCGCCGGGCGCGGCGCUGCGCUAGGGCUGCCGCCGCUCGGGCUCGUGGUCCCGCGGCCGGCCGCAUGCCCCGCGUCGCCGCGGCUACUCGGCCGCCCGCGCCGCCCGGCCGGCCGCCAGCCCCGCGCCCCGCGCCGCGCCCCGCGCCCCCACGCUCCUGCUCGCCGGGCCCUGCGCUCGCCGGGCCCUGCGCUCGCCGCCGCCCGCUCCACUCUUUGCCGCUCGCCGCGCGCUCCGCGCCCUCUGCCGCCCCCUGUCCGCGCGCGCGGCGCCCCGCCGGCCUGGCCUCGCCGCGAGCCGGAGGGAGAUCCUGAGCCUGUUUUAACAGCUGAUGACUUUACCAACUGCACCACGAGGGCCCACAUCAGCGUGUGUUACCGAGGCCCUUCUUCUGUGCCGGGAACCCGUGGGGCCACAGAUGCUCAGCCAGGCCCUUGGCACCUGCUGGGGAACGAGGAUGCAAUGGCGGAGUCCGCCCAUGACCAGCGCGGGGCCUCGGAGCUCAGCGCCUGCCGCGCUGCCCACCCUGGCCCUCGGACUAUUGUCCCGCCUCCGGGAGCAGCCCAGACGGCGCUGUCACAGUCUCUGCAGUGCCGACCUGGCAAACGGCAAGCCUGUCCCCCGGCCUUCCCCAUGCUGGAAACCCUGGCCGGCUUGUCCCAGGGGCGGAGCAAAGCCUACCGCUGCCAGCUGGUGCCACUCGGCCCCUCCUGGUGUGGUCUCAGCUACCAGCCACCAGUUACUAGCCACCAGCCACUGGCCACCAGCUACCAGCCACCAGCCAGCUACCAGCCACCAGCCAACUACCAGCCACCAGCCACUGGCUACUAG